AUGGCGCUGGGUAAAAGGUUGCCACAGGAAAAUGGGCAUCUCGACUCGUUGAAGGGUGAUGAGGACGAUGGCAUGGAUGUCUUAUCGCCGAAGCGCGUCCGCAUCGAGUCUCAGGCUUCGCAGCGCAAUGGAGAGAGCGCCCUGACACAGUCACAGUCCCGAUCACUUGCACCAAGGUCACAGCAGCCAGCAAAGCCGGAGGAGCACGACGGAGUAGCGACGUCAGACGAAGAUGCUGGGGAGGAAGAGCAAGACGAUGACGGCAACGAUGACGAACAGCAGGAAGAGGAUGAACAAAAAGACGUCGAUACUGAUGAGGAAAUGGCCGAAGAGGAACACCGCCAAGCUGAAGCAAGCCACGGCACCGCCCAGUCGGGUAUUGUCGAGAAGAUCGAGCUGCGCAAUUUUAUGUGUCACGCCAACUUUUCCAUUCAGUUUGGUCCCAAGCUCAACUUUGUAAUGGGUCGCAAUGGCAGUGGAAAGAGUACCAUCCUCACCGCGCUCAUGAUUGCACUCGGCGGCAAGACCAGCUCCACCAAUCGUGGUUCCAGCCUCAAGGACCUCGUCAAGAAAGGGGAAUCAUCCGCCACCAUCACCGUCACCAUGCUCAACCAGGGCAGCGACGCUUUCAAACCCGAUGUGUAUGGCAACACUAUUGUCAUUGAACGUCGCAUUUUAGCCGAGGGCGGCGGCUCAUGGAAAAUGAAGUCCGGCAACGGCAAAGUCAUCGCAACCACCAAGUCAGAGCUCGAGUCAUUCUGCGACUUUGCCAACAUCCAACCUGAUAAUCCAAUCCACAUCCUUACGCAGGACACGGCUCGUCAAUUCCUGGGCAGCUCCGAUCCUGCCGAAGUAUACAAGUUUUUCCUCGAAGGCACCCAGCUCAGCCAACUCGUGCGCGAGUACGACUUCAUCGAGACGCACGUUCGCAGCAUGAAGUCCGCGCUCGCGCUCAAAUCAGGCGCUCUCGAACAGCUCGAAACUCUGGCACAACAAGCGCUUCAGCAGUGGCAAAAGGUGCGCGAGACGCGCGGCUACCAGGACAAAAUCGAUGCCCUAGACCGCGAAUUCGUCUGGGUGCAAGUCCAAGACGCCGAAGCGCAGCUGCAACACGCCGUGGAAAAGACCGAGCGCAUCCGCACCAAGCUCGUCAAAUGCGAAGAAAGCCUCCAAAAAACUCUCGAGGCGCUCAAAAAGUGCGAAGAGCGCAUCGUCCAGCUUGAAGAUGAGAACAACAACUUUGAAGGUGUCUUUUCACCCAUCCAGCAGGAGCAUGACGAGCUUGUGCGCAAGGACAAGGAUCUCGCCCAACAGGUCAAAGCGUUCAAUGUGCAAGAACGUGAGCUCAACGACAAGAUUAUCGACGUCAACAAGAGCAUCGAGAGGUACGAAGACCAGAUCCGUGAAGAGACCGCCAAACUUGCACAAGACGGCCAGUCACGUCGCCAGCAACUUGAGGAAGAACGACAGAAGCUGCAGAAAGAGCGCCAAGAGCUUCAAGACGAAAUGGUGGACAAGGAAGAGCAGCAACGCGAGCUCGAAGCAAAGAUCGCCGAAGCCUUGCAGAGGGAAGAGGAAGAGGGCCUGCAACUUCGCCGCUUGAAGAAUGAAUACAGCACCAACAGUUCGCGACUUGCGCAGUUGCGCGAAAGCAGCAGGAAUCGACUUAUCGCAUUUGGUGGUCCCAAAGUGCCCGCCUUGCUCCAAGCCAUCAACAGCGAGAAUGGCUGGAGGUCCAAGCCUAUAGGCCCGCUCGGAACGCAUCUCAAGCUCAAAGACAUGCGUUGGCAAAGGGUGCUCGAAAGCGUCAUUGGCAACAAUCUGAACGCCUUUUUCGUCUCAAAUCAUGGAGAUCGCAUGCGCCUCAAGAAAAUCAUGGAUCGUGUCGGUAUCCACUCGCCCAUCAUCAUCGGAGCAGAGACGCUCUUCGACUAUUCGUCCGGUGAACCGCACUCAGACAUCACAACCAUCCUGCGUGUCUUGGACUGCGAUAACGAAAUCGUCAAGCGCCAGCUCAUCCUCGCCGUCCACAUCGAGCGUGCGGCACUGGUUGAAAGGCGUGCAGACGGCGACACGCUCAUGCGAACCACGCCCCAGAACGUGCAAGUCUGCUUCUCUGCCGACAUGUACAGCAUCGGUGGUGGGCAGGCCGGUUCGCUCUCUGCUGCUUUGCAAGAGCAUAGAGGUGCUCCGCGUCUAUCUCAGAACGUCGGCGACGCUAUCCGGGCUCUUGAAGAGGAGCAGCAACGGCUCGACCACGAGAUUGCCGCAUGCACGCAGCGCCUUCGCGAGCUCAAGCAAGAAAAGAGCGGCUACGAGCGCGCAAAGGAUACAUGCAAGCGUGAUUUAAACAACCUGCGAAGGCGUAAGGACGUUCUCCGUCAGGGUCUCAGCCGCCUCGACGAACAGAUGCAGGAAGCAGCACCAGGCAACAUAUCAGGGCUUGAGGAUGCCAAGCGCGACGUAGAAGUGCAAAAGGAGGCGAUCGUGCUGCAGUUCCAGGACAUCGAGUCUCAGAAAACCGAGAUCGUAGCAAAACGAGCACCGAUUCAGGAACAGAUCCAAACUCUCGAAGAUCGCAAGCGCCAAUUCGAGGACAGGAUGGGCGGUCUGCACGGUAGCCUCCGAGCGGCUGUGGCCGAACGUGUUGAGCAGAUCAACAACCGGGAUCACUGGCAAAGGAAGCGCGCCAGCAUCGAGGCCGAGAUCAAGGCCAGCGAGGCUGAAGAGGCCAACUUUGAAGAGGACUAUCAGAAUGUCGAGCAAGCAGCUCUGCAGUACUGCGACAAGGUCCAGACCACGCGUACGAUGAGUCAGAUCGAAAAGGAGAAGAAAGAGCUACAGCUGCUCAAGAAGAAGGCUGCCUCGGAAGCUGGCAUCAGCUUGGAGCAAGCUGCCGAGGACCUGCAGAGACGGCAACGUGCUCUUGCCGAAGCCAAGGACGAAGUGCAAAACAUGAACGAAGCCGAACGACGACUUCGAAGCUCGCUCGCCGUACGCUACGCCAAGUGGAACUUCUUCCGCCGCUCGAUUGCGAUCCGAGCCAAAAGCAACUUUGCACGCAACCUAGCAACACGUGGCUAUGAAGGAACGCUCAAAUUCAACCACAAGUCCGAAAAGCUCUCUCUCGCCAUCGAUACACAGGCACACAAUCAGUCGCAUCGCUCCAGCUCGGCAGCAGCGACACAGACCCAGCGCGCGGCACAACAGCAUUCUAACAAGGGUAUGUCGGGAGGCGAGCGAAGUUUUGCCACUGCCUGCCUGCUGUUGUCGCUGUGGCAGGCGAUGAGUUCACCGAUCCGAUGCUUAGACGAGUUUGACAUCUUCAUGGACCAGGUGAACAGGAGGGUGGCGCUGUCGAUGAUCAUGAAUGAGGCCAGGGCAACACCGCAUGUGCAGUACAUCAUGAUCACCCCGCAGGAUAUGCCCGAUAUGAGGAGCGAGAUGGACGAUGUCAAGAUGCUUGUCGUGAAUCCUCCGCAAAGGAACGAGGGUGCGCUGGCCGGAUGA
Mycosarcoma maydis (corn smut) is the source of this 3510-nucleotide messenger RNA. Its product is annotated as DNA repair protein SMC6. The coding region runs from base 1 to 3510 and encodes 1169 amino acids. The transcript has a single exon. Gene Ontology annotation, cellular component: nucleus; Smc5-Smc6 complex; site of double-strand break. Gene Ontology annotation, biological process: double-strand break repair via homologous recombination. The record is from RefSeq and is a predicted model, not a curated record. Gene Ontology annotation, molecular function: single-stranded DNA binding; damaged DNA binding. Lineage: Eukaryota; Fungi; Basidiomycota; Ustilaginomycetes; Ustilaginales.